AGACAACGGCGAGAGAGCCCUCUCCGCUGCGGGACGUGACAUGCGCGCGCGGUCCUUCAAGCACUCGCGAGAAGCGGAAUAGAAAUCAGAGGCAAGGAGGUCAAAGUACGUCGGCACCUUCAUCAAAUCACUCGGGCUAAAGAUGGCGAAUGUGGUGCUCGAGUUUAAGGCGUCUGCCGGAGACUCGGAGCCCCAGAAUCGCCCGGUGUUAAUCGUCGGCCAACUGGGCAACCUGCAGCAGCUGAACUGGACCCAAGUCAAGGGCAAGCUGCAGCCGGUCGUCACCAAAGAGGUAUGGCAGUCGGCGCUGGGCAUUCUGAACCCCAACCCCACAGACAGCUGCCCGCUGUACCUGAGCCAGGCUCUGGUGGCGUCCUUGCCCCCCCGUGUCAGUCGCCACAACAGCCCCUCCGCCGCACACUUCCUGUCCCGCCUGGUCCGCACAUGCCUGCCCGCCGGGAACACACGCUGCAUCCUGGUGGUGUGUGAGUGCUCGGAUGUGUUUGCGUCGGCGUGUGCCAUCGCGCGGGCCUUCCCCAUCUUCUCACGCCGCUCAUCAGCAUCGCGGCGUUCUGAAAAGAAACUGGUUACUGUGGAGUUCAUCACCCUUGGCAACAACAAUGGCCCUCUGGAUGCCAGCACCCUGGAGUGUCUGACCAACGCAGCUGAUGGGGUGCGGUUGGCUGCGCGCAUCGUGGACACACCAUGCAGUGAGAUGAACACCGACCACUUCCUGGAGGAAAUCCGUUCUGUAGGACAGGAGCUGGGCAUCCCUCCCACCAUCAUCCGUGGAGAGGAUCUUAAGCAGAAGGGCUUUGGAGGGAUCUAUGGAGUGGGGAAGGCAGCCGAGCACCCCCCUGCUCUGGCAGUGCUAAGCCACACCCCCUCAGGCGCCACUCAAACCAUUGCCUGGGUGGGGAAGGGCAUCGUCUACGACACGGGAGGCCUGAGCAUCAAGGGCAAGACCACCAUGCCAGGAAUGAAGAGGGAUUGUGGAGGAGCAGCAGCCAUCUUAGGAGCCUUUAAAGCUGCAGUGAAGCAGGGCUUUAAGGAUAACCUGCACGCUGUCUUCUGUCUGGCUGAGAAUGCUGUGGGUCCCACAGCCACCCGUCCUGAUGACAUCCACACACUGUACUCUGGAAAGACGGUGGAGAUAAACAACACUGAUGCAGAGGGUCGUCUGGUGCUGUCUGAUGGGGUGGUGUACGCCAGCAAGGACCUCACAGCUGACAUCAUACUGGACAUGGCUACUCUCACAGGAGCACAGGGCAUCUCCACGGGGAAGUACCACUGUGCGGUCAUGACCAAUAGCGAGAGGUGGGAGGCGGCCUGUGUGCGUGCAGGGCGGAGCAGCGGUGACCUGGCCCACCCCCUCGUCUACUGCCCCGAACUCCACUUCAGCGAGUUCACCUCUGCCGUCGCAGACAUGAAGAACUCUGUAGCAGACCGGGAGAAUGCUCAGAGUUCCUGUGCUGGCCUCUUCAUUGGUUCCCAUCUAGGGUUCGACUGGCCGGGGGUGUGGGUGCAUGUGGACAUCGCCUCCCCUGUCCAUGCUGGGGAGCGUGCGACUGGCUUUGGUGUGGCUCUCUUGUUGUCUCUGUUUGGUCAGGCCUCUGAGGACCCCAUGCUGAACAUGGUCUCACCACUGGGGGGCGCCAGCGACACCAGCUCCGCCGAUUCCAUGGAGCGCGACUGCAAGAGGAGGCGGCUGGUGUAGAGAUACACACACCAGGCCUGUGUCCAGUAUCAGAGUAAACACACACCUGUCUCUGGCCUUGUUACACACAGAACCCCCUCCUACACACACACUUUUUCACUCAGCCUACUACAGGGCCCUGUCCUGUACCAGUGAAUUUAAUCAUGUCAGGACACACACACACACACACACACACACACACACACUCACUCACACUCACUCUCUCUCACACACACACACACACACACACCCUCGGCCUGUCAUGCCAACCUCGUGAUUGUGGUGAAUACGCCCUGAGCUGUACAUGUGAUUAAAGCUGGAUGCUAUCAGUGCAAA
Alosa alosa (allis shad) is the source of this 2032-nucleotide messenger RNA. It is a transcript of the gene npepl1, whose product is annotated as aminopeptidase like 1. NCBI's taxonomy places the organism in Eukaryota, Metazoa, Chordata, Actinopteri, Clupeiformes, Clupeidae. The record is from RefSeq and is a predicted model, not a curated record. Gene Ontology annotation, biological process: proteolysis. Gene Ontology annotation, molecular function: manganese ion binding; metalloaminopeptidase activity. Gene Ontology annotation, cellular component: cytoplasm.